AUGACCCCCAAUCUCGUCACCAUUCACGCAGGUCUCCUCUUUGAUCCCCAUAGCAAGUCCUUCAGGAAGAAUCUGUCGAUACGGGUCGAUACUGAGACGGGUGCCGUCGCCGAUGUCUUUGAGCGAGACGGCUCUGCUGACAGGCCCAUUAUGAGCAGCGACAUAGACCUUCGAGCCAAGGUCGUCAUGCCAGGCUUCGUCGAUGCGCACACCCAUAUUUUCCUCCAUUCUUACGAGGAGCGCCCAGCUCAAGAGCAGAUGCGCGACGAGAGCAUUGUUGAGCGCACGGUCCGCGCGACCAACCACGUGCGUCUCGCGCUCCUUUCUGGAUACACCACCUAUCGUGAUCUGGGGUCCGAGGGUAUGGGCUCGUUCGACGCCAAUCUCAGGGACACUAUCAAUCGCGGGCUCAUACCGGGUCCGCGACUCUUCGUCGCGACGCACGCGCUGACCAGCACUGGCUCCUAUGAGAUGCGCACCGAAAACGCAGCCAAUGGCGUAGCUGGGCCGACCAUAUCCGACUCAUGUGAUGGGCCGACUGGCGUCCGGAGAGCAGUACGCAGAAGGGUUGCCGACGGCGCCGACGUCAUCAAGUUCUACGCCGACUAUAGGAGGAAGAUCAUGAGAUUCCCACCCUUGCAGACUCAUCCAUACAUUGGUGGCAUGCGCUUCCCACCCAAAGCUGCGAACCCUCAGGUCGUCAUGUUCACGCAGGAGGAGAUGGAUUGCAUCGUCGACGAAGCGAGGCUUGCUGGCCUUCCCGUGGCUUGCCAUGCAGGAACUGCCAGGGGUGCCAUCAUGGCUGCCAAGGCUGGCGUUACAUCGAUAGAGCACGGAUCGGAGGGCGGUGACGAACUGCUCAGGGAGCUAAGGAGGCAUGACACCAUUCUGGUACCGACUCUUGCAGCCACCGAAGCCAUCCGCAAGGACCAGGUGGAGGCGGCCCAACAACUAGCCAAACGCGCAUUUGACAUGGGCGUCCGCUUGGCUGCUGGCGGCGACACUGGCACGUUCAACCACGGACAGGGUGUCAGAGAGAUGGAGCUCCUGAUUGAUGCGGGAAUCCCCGUAGAGGACGUUCUAGAAGCGUGCAUGCUGGGCGGAUGGGAAGCCUGCGGCGGUGAUGCCUGCGGUUUUCGCUUCGGAUGGCUUGCAAAGGGCACCCGCGCCGACGUGAUCGCCCUGGACACAGACCCGCGUGAGGACAAGCAGGCGCUGCGAAAAGUGAGCUUCGUGAUGAAGGAUGGCAAGGUCUGGCAACAUGCGGGCGUUCCCGUCGGCGUUAUCGAGUCGAUGACACAGGAGCCGGAACAAGACGACCCGACGUGGCAGCUAAUCUAAUUUCCUCGCAGUCAAUGCAUGUGCGGAUCGGACUGUAGGAGUUGAAGCAGGUCGGAAGCGGCGGGCAGGACGGGUGGCUGCUGACGAGCGUAGGCGUCAAAUGACCCGGCAUGGCGCUGGUAGGCUCUGCAGAUGUGCCGAUACGUCUUGCUCGCAUGCACGAGCAUGGGGACGCUAAAUUGCAAGCAUAGCACGACACCCCUCCUGCGCGGGUGCGACCGACCUCGUUGGCGUCCAUGAUCGGCAUGCUCGCGAUGGGUUGGGGAGGUCGGAGCCGCUGUCUCGGACCCCCAUGGACACGGCCUCAACUUCAUCGCCCCGCACUCGAGAGAUCCAAACCGCUCCC
This is a messenger RNA of Purpureocillium takamizusanense, 1687 nucleotides long. RefSeq lists its product as uncharacterized. Gene Ontology annotation, molecular function: hydrolase activity, acting on carbon-nitrogen (but not peptide) bonds. Lineage: Eukaryota; Fungi; Ascomycota; Sordariomycetes; Hypocreales; Ophiocordycipitaceae. The transcript has 2 exons. Bases 1 to 1341 code for a protein of 446 amino acids. The record is from RefSeq and is a predicted model, not a curated record.